This is a messenger RNA of Schistocerca nitens (vagrant locust), 861 nucleotides long. RefSeq names its product keratin, type II cytoskeletal 68 kDa, component IB-like. Lineage: Eukaryota; Metazoa; Arthropoda; Insecta; Orthoptera; Acrididae. The record is from RefSeq and is a predicted model, not a curated record. The transcript is spliced from 3 exons. Bases 30 to 620 code for a protein of 196 amino acids.
CGGCGCGCGCCGCGACGCCAGCCGUCACCAUGGCGACGCCCCGCCACCUGCCGCUGCUGCUCGCACUGCUGCUGGCCGCACUCGCCCGAGCCGCACCUACCGACAUCGCAGGAGCGGGCGACGUCUUCGUGUUCCCGGAGCCCCACGUGGUGGCGGCGGCGGCCCCACUGCCCACGGCGUCUGCGUCUGCGGCGGCGGCAUCUGAGGCAGCAGGGGGCGGUGUGGGGGCGAGCGCCGUGGCCGAGGGUGGGUUGGCCGGCGCCUCCAGCUUCAGCGGUCCCGGGUUCGCUGCCAGCCACGCCUCCAGCUACGGCGGCGGCGGGGGCGGCGCCUUUAGCUACAGCAGCGGCGCGCACGCUGCCUCCUACAGCUCCAGCUUCGGGCCGGCGGGGGCGGCGGUCCAUCACUCGGCCAGCUUCAGCUUCAGCCACAGCCAGGGCCUCGGCCACGGCCAGCAGCAGUUCCCGCAGCUGCCGCCAGAGUUCGUACGCCGUCGCGGCUCGUCUUCCAACCCAGCGUUGAAAUCUCCGGAGCUAUUGCGGCGACUGAUGCGACGCCUAUCUACUGCCAGGCGAAACGCCACGACAUUUCUACGAAGGGCAGCGGCCUCGUCUCAUUGACAACUGCUGUGCUAGGAAAAAUGUCUCCAUGCUCAAGCUUUUUUUUUUUUUUUUUUUUUUAAAUUUAAUUCCUGCUACGUAGUAGUUACCAUCACAAGUUACCGAAGAAAACCUCAAGUUGACCAAAGCUGUAAAUGUAAGCAAAGCACCCGCAGGUGUUGCAACUCACUGCCAUAACUCCAACGUUGUGUUCAGCCUCUCACCAUUUAAGCAUAAAUAAAUAGCAUUGCUCAAAUUUUAA